Messenger RNA from Lemur catta (Ring-tailed lemur), 3584 nucleotides. RefSeq names its product phosphoinositide-3-kinase regulatory subunit 2 (gene PIK3R2). Gene Ontology annotation, cellular component: phosphatidylinositol 3-kinase complex. The record is from RefSeq and is a predicted model, not a curated record. Gene Ontology annotation, biological process: insulin receptor signaling pathway; phosphatidylinositol phosphate biosynthetic process. The coding region runs from base 527 to 2707 and encodes 726 amino acids. Lineage: Eukaryota; Metazoa; Chordata; Mammalia; Primates; Lemuridae. Gene Ontology annotation, molecular function: 1-phosphatidylinositol-3-kinase regulator activity; protein binding. The transcript has 16 exons.
GGCGGCGGUGGAGGCGGGGAUUCCGCGGCUGCGGCGACGGCUGCCGCUGUGGAGCCACUGGGCGGGCUCGGCUCAGCGUGACGGUGGCCGCGGCGGCGGCCGCGACCAGGUCAGCGUCCUCGGCCAGUGAGCAUGGUGGCAGCCUGCACCCUCGGCUCCCUCGUCUGGCGCAGCCAGAAGAGCCGCCAGCCUAGGGUGCCAAUGGCUCCCCACGUGAGGGAGUGAGCGGCCUGCCCCACCCCACCCACUGAUGGGGGACAUAGUGGCCCAGUGACUGAGAGUGCGCCACCAACCACCUCCCACCAGGUGACGAAUGGUGGACAGAGUGACCAGUGGCCCCUGCCAGGGUCGUGGAAUGAUGGGAAGUGAGGCAUGAGCGGCCCUCGUGGUCGCCUGUGACUGUUGGAAAUAGAGGUCCCAGUGCCCCAGGCCAAGCCAGUGGACCCUCCUGGCCACCACCCUGGCUGAUGGGACCAGUGGGGCCCCAAGAAGCCGUGUGACCAUCCAGACCCCAUCCCACCCAGCCAUGGCGGGCGCUGAGGGCUUCCAGUACCGGGCACUGUACCCGUUCCGCCGGGAGCGGCCGGAGGACCUGGAGCUGCUGCCGGGCGACGUGCUGGUGGUGAGCCGGGCAGCCCUGCAGGCGCUAGGCGUGGCAGAGGGUGGCGAGCGCUGCCCGCAGACCGUGGGCUGGAUGCCCGGCCUCAACGAGCGCACACGGCAGCGAGGUGACUUCCCUGGUACCUACGUGGAGUUCCUAGGGCCUGUGGCCCUGGCCUGGCCUGGCCCUCGCCCACGGGGCCCCCGUCCACUGCCUGCCAGGCCACGCGAUGGGCCCCCUGAGCCAGGCCUUGCACUCCCCGACCUGCCGGAGCAGUUCUCCCCUCCUGAUGUGGCACCCCCUCUUCUGGUGAAGCUCGUGGAGGCCACUGAGCGGACAGGACUGGACAGCGAAUCUUACUACAGGCUGGAGCUGCCCGCCCCGCGCACAGACUGGUCCCUGAGCGACAUGGAUCAGUGGGACGCGACAGCCCUGGCAGACGGCAUUAAGGGCUUCCUGCUGGCGCUGCCCGCACCCCUCGUGACACCCGAGGCCUCGGCCGAGGCGCGCCGGGCCCUGCGGGAGGCCGCGGGGCCCCUGGGGCCGCUGCUGGAGCCCCCGACGCUGCCGCUGCACCGCGCCCUCACGCUGCGCUUCCUGCUGCAGCACCUGGGCCGCGUGGCCCGCCGCGCCCCUGCCUUGGGUCCCGCAGUGCGGGCGCUGGGCGCCACCUUCGGGCCGCUGCUGCUACGCGCGCCACCGGCCUCGCCGCCCCCGGGGGGCGCAUCGGACGGGAGUGAGCCCAACCCUGACUUCCCGGCACUGCUGGUGGAGAAGCUGCUUCGGGAACAUUUGGAAGAGCAGGAAGUUGCGCCCCCAGCGCUGCCGCCUAAACCCUCCAAGACAAAGCUGGCCCCCGCAGGCCUAGCCAAUGGUGGGAGCCCACCCGCCUUACAAGACGCUGAGUGGUACUGGGGGGACAUCUCCAGGGAGGAGGUGAAUGAGAAACUUCGGGACACGCCUGAUGGCACCUUUCUUGUCCGAGACGCAUCCAGCAAGAUCCAAGGGGAGUACACGCUGACCCUCAGGAAAGGCGGGAACAAUAAGCUGAUAAAGGUCUUCCACCGCGACGGGCACUAUGGCUUCUCGGAGCCACUCACCUUCUGCUCUGUCGUGGACCUCAUCAACCACUACCGCCACGAGUCGCUGGCCCAGUAUAAUGCCAAGCUGGACACGCGGCUCCUCUACCCAGUUUCCAAGUACCAGCAGGACCAGAUCGUCAAGGAGGACAGCGUGGAGGCGGUGGGCGCCCAGCUCAAAGUCUACCACCAGCAAUACCAGGACAAGAGCCGAGAGUACGACCAGCUCUAUGAGGAGUACACACGUACCUCCCAGGAGCUACAGAUGAAGCGCACAGCAAUUGAGGCCUUCAACGAGACCAUCAAGAUCUUCGAAGAGCAGGGAGAGACGCAGGAGAAGUGCAGCAAGGAAUAUCUAGAGCGCUUCCGGCGUGAGGGCAACGAGAAGGAGAUGCAGAGGAUCCUGCUGAACUCAGAGCGGCUCAAGUCUCGCAUCGCGGAGAUCCAUGAGAGCCGCACAAAGCUAGAGCAGCAGCUGCGGGCGCAGGCCUCGGACAACCGGGAGAUCGACAAGCGCAUGAACAGCCUCAAGCCAGACCUCAUGCAGCUGCGCAAGAUCCGAGACCAGUACCUCGUGUGGCUCACCCAGAAAGGCGCCCGGCAGAAGAAAAUCAACGAGUGGUUGGGGAUCAAAAACGAGACUGAGGACCAGUACGCGCUGAUGGAGGAUGAGGACGAUCUCCCCCACCAUGAGGAGCGCACGUGGUACGUGGGCAAGAUCAACCGCACGCAGGCUGAGGAAAUGCUGAGCGGCAAGCGGGACGGCACCUUCCUCAUCCGGGAGAGCAGCCAGCGCGGCUGUUACGCUUGCUCCGUGGUGGUGGACGGUGACACCAAGCACUGCGUCAUCUACCGCACGGCCACUGGCUUCGGCUUCGCGGAGCCCUACAACCUGUACGGGUCCCUGAAGGAGCUGGUGCUGCACUACCAGCACGCGUCGCUUGUGCAGCACAACGACGCGCUUGCAGUCACCCUUGCGCACCCGGUGCGCGCCCCGGGCCCGGGCCCGCCGCCUGCUGCCCGCUGAGCGCCGCCUGGGACCCGCCUAGCAGAGCCACCCCGGGCCACAGGACAGACCGGCUGCGCCCGGGGGCUUCCAGCUCCCUGGCUCUCCUUCGGGUUCUCAGCGCAACUGUCUCCCCAUGCCUCUCCCCAAGUCUCUCCCCCUGUCGCUCUGUCUCCAGCUGUCUGUCUCCAUGUGUGGGGUCCUGCCUGUCCCCCUUCUCCCUGGGCACUGCCCUCACCGUGCCCCAGCCACUCAACCCUCUGCCCUGCCCGCGACAGGUCUCCUGGGUCCAGGGAGCCCCUCCUGGCUGCACCUGCCAUGUUUACAGAGGCCCCCGGGCUGCGCGGCCCCAGCCUGGGCGGCCCGAUUUUUAAGCCAUAGACCUGGGGUCAGGGCAGGAAGGAACUUCCCCCCACUGCUUCCAAGAACCUUGGCCGUGACAUUCGGGGCUGGGCGGGACCUGCCCCCACGGACCCCAACUUCCCCUCCAAACCCAGAAGUGAAACCUGCUGCCGACUUAUCCCCACGAUGGGGCCGCGACAAUAAGUUCCCCUGCCCCGCAAAAAAAUAAUUAAAAAUAAAGUCGUGAGCCCGCCCCAGCCCCCCCACAACCGCGGCCCCCAGUGCUGGCGCCGCCUUAGUGGCUGAGAUGCGAUGCUGCCCACGCGUUUCCAGUGGGUGCAGAUUCAGGGCUUCUCAAUCAUAUUGGGUUUUGAUUUCAUUUUUCCUUGACUGCAAAACCCUCUUUUCUCUUCUCUUUUGGGACAAGAGCCCUGGUUUUCUACACUGCCCUUGGCCACCACACUGCCUGCCCGGCUCGACCGGGAGGCAGGUUUUGUACGGUACGUUGUUACAGAUAUAAAACCUCAAACACGGUGGACGGUUCUGUCGUCAGUGA